CGAGCGGCGAGCCAGUCGGGUGCAGGGAGCUUUUGUUGGCGCCGGCGAAAGAAGGCAGGAAGGAGGCGAAAGCGAAGCUGGCCAUGAGCGGCGGCGUGUACGGAGGAGAUGAAGUCGGUGCUCUGGUGUUUGAUAUCGGCUCCUAUACUGUACGGGCUGGCUAUGCUGGGGAGGACUGUCCAAAGGUUGAUUUCCCCACUGCCAUUGGUGUGGUGCUGGACCGGGAUGAUGGCAGCUCCAUGAUGGAGAUUGAUGGCGACAAAAGCAAGCAAGGAGGGCCGACGUACUACAUAGACACAAAUGCAUUGCGAGUCCCGAGAGAGAACAUGGAGGCCACGUUGCCUUUGAAGAACGGGAUGAUUGAAGACUGGGAUAGCUUCCAAGCAAUUCUGGAUCACACCUACAAGAUGCACAUUAAAUCUGAAGCCGCUUUGCAUCCCGUCCUAAUGUCUGAAGCACCCUGGAACACAAGAGCCAAGCGUGAGAAACUGACGGAACUGAUGUUUGAACAUUACAAUAUCCCUGCUUUCUUCUUGUGCAAAACUGCGGUGCUUACAGCCUUUGCUAAUGGCAGAUCGACAGGCCUGAUCCUGGAUAGCGGAGCAACACACACCACGGCUAUCCCUGUGCAUGAUGGAUAUGUGCUCCAGCAAGGCAUCGUGAAAUCACCAUUGGCUGGAGACUUCAUUACGAUGCAGUGCAGGGAACUGUUUCAGGAAAUGAAUGUAGAGAUAAUCCCUCCGUAUAUGAUUGCCUCAAAGGAAGCCGUUCGUGAGGGGUCUCCAGCAAACUGGAAGAGAAAAGAGAAACUGCCUCCGGUCACGAGGUCUUGGCACAACUACAUGUGUAAUUGCGUAAUUCAGGACUUUCAAGCAUCUGUCCUCCAAGUGUCCGAUUCGACUUACGAUGAACAGGUGGCAGCUCAGAUGCCCACGGUACAUUACGAAUUCCCCAACGGCUACAACUGUGACUUUGGCGCAGAGCGGCUAAAAAUUCCCGAAGGCUUGUUUGACCCUUCCAACGUUAAGGGUUUGUCUGGCAACACAAUGCUGGGCGUGAGUCAUGUUGUCACCACGAGUGUCGGAAUGUGUGAUAUAGACAUCAGGCCGGGCCUCUACGGUAGUGUGAUCGUAGCUGGGGGCAAUACGCUAUUACAGAGCUUUACAGAUCGGCUGAACAGAGAACUCUCUCAAAAAACACCUCCAAGCAUGCGGCUGAAGUUGAUAGCCAACAACACGACGGUGGAGCGGCGGUUUAGUUCAUGGAUCGGCGGCUCUAUUUUGGCUUCCCUCGGUACCUUCCAGCAGAUGUGGAUCUCCAAGCAAGAGUACGAAGAAGGAGGAAAGCAGUGCGUGGAAAGGAAGUGUCCGUAAACCUCAUGCUAUGUAUACAACAAACCUGCUGCCUUCCCAGCGGUCCUAAUAUUUGAUAGCUUUAGUAUACUCAGGAAUUGAAAUCUGUUAUUUUGUAGGAAAAAACUGUAUACUUUUUCUGGGGCAUCGUUCUCCAGUUCCCAUUGUUAACCAUAGGCAUUCAUUUUUAAAGGCCAAACUGGUUCCCUCGCAGCAAGAGGGAGCCCGCGCCCUCUGUUAACGCAAUAACUCUUAUAAAAACCUUUUUUUAUAGUUUUUGUACAAAUAUCUAUUUUCUGCAGAAUCUCUUUUCUUGGAAACAAAGCUAUAAAACCAUGGAUCUAAUUUCUUGCUGAUGCUUUUCCAUGCAAUUUCUAAGAAACGUGUCUACUUUUGCAGACUAGUCUUCCUUGUUACGUUGGCCUUAAUAAAGCCCUCUAGUUUGUCUUAAA
This is a messenger RNA of Eublepharis macularius, 1804 nucleotides long. It is a transcript of the gene ACTL6A, whose product is annotated as actin like 6A. Gene Ontology annotation, cellular component: NuA4 histone acetyltransferase complex; SWI/SNF complex. NCBI's taxonomy places the organism in Eukaryota, Metazoa, Chordata, Lepidosauria, Squamata, Eublepharidae. The record is from RefSeq and is a predicted model, not a curated record. Gene Ontology annotation, molecular function: chromatin binding. Gene Ontology annotation, biological process: nervous system development; regulation of transcription by RNA polymerase II. The transcript has 14 exons. Bases 84 to 1373 code for a protein of 429 amino acids.